GAAGAAGUGGCCCUUGUCAUUUCAAAGUUGUUACUUGCAAUUUUUAGCUGUUUUUAGUUUUCAAGUUACACUUUGGGCAAUUAUUGAAUUAAUUUUUGAAGCACCUCUUAUUUCUAUUUGAUCAGUCUUCAAAAUGUUUCUAACUAGAAGCGAAUAUGAUCGAGGAGUAAACACCUUUUCGCCGGAAGGACGACUAUUUCAAGUAGAAUAUGCUAUAGAAGCUAUUAAAUUAGGCUCUACAGCUAUUGGAAUAUGUACCAGUGAAGGGGUAGUAUUGGCAGUGGAAAAACGUAUUACUUCUCCAUUAAUGGAAGCUACUACCAUUGAAAAAAUUGUGGAAGUUGACAAGCAUAUUGGAUGUGCAGUGUCAGGUCUUAUGGCUGAUUCAAGGACCAUGAUAGAUAGAGCCCGUGUAGAAUGUCAGAAUCACUGGUUCGUCUACAAUGAAAAUAUAAGUGUAGAAUCCUGUGCUCAAGGAGUAUCAAAUUUAGCUAUACAGUUUGGUGAUUCAGAUGAUGAUGGUGCGGCUAUGUCAAGACCAUUUGGAGUGGCCAUUUUAUUUGCAGGUAUAGAUGAAAAAGGACCUCAAUUAUAUCAUAUGGAUCCCUCCGGUACAUAUGUACAGUUUGAUGCCAAAGCUAUUGGAUCAGGUUCAGAGGGAGCUCAACAAAGCUUACAAGAAGCUUACCAUCGUAGUAUGACUUUGGAAGAAGCUACUACUACUGCUUUGACAAUUUUGAAGCAAGUAAUGGAAGAAAAACUUAAUUCGUCUAAUGUUGAAGUUAUGACAAUGACUCCUAAAGAUUUGUUUCAUAUGUUUACUAAGGAACAGGUGGAAGAGGCUAUUAAAACAGCGCAACGUGUGGAACCAGAACAUCCCCAAGGUUUGAGCACAUUCAAAAAAUCUACUAACGUUAUAUAAUCUCUCAUUUUUUUAUCUGAUUUUUCUAAUGUAUUUUUUCACUAAUAAACUUUCGUACCAAUUGUA
Molecule: messenger RNA, 988 nt
Organism: Diorhabda carinulata
Lineage: Eukaryota; Metazoa; Arthropoda; Insecta; Coleoptera; Chrysomelidae
Gene: Prosalpha5
Product: proteasome subunit alpha type-5
Exons: 5
Coding region: 134-922 (262 amino acids)
Biological process (GO): proteasome-mediated ubiquitin-dependent protein catabolic process
Cellular component (GO): proteasome core complex, alpha-subunit complex; proteasome core complex; nucleus
Source: RefSeq, a predicted model, not a curated record